Molecule: messenger RNA, 2329 nt
Organism: Micropterus salmoides (largemouth bass)
Lineage: Eukaryota; Metazoa; Chordata; Actinopteri; Centrarchiformes; Centrarchidae
Gene: tslig3a
Product: family with sequence similarity 98 member A
Exons: 8
Coding region: 116-1645 (509 amino acids)
Cellular component (GO): tRNA-splicing ligase complex
Source: RefSeq, a predicted model, not a curated record
AUCGCCAAUAAAUCCAAAGAAGUAGACGAAGUUAAACGUGUAUCAGCUGAGCUGGCGGAUGUGAAAACCUUAUUUCAUAGUACGUGAUUUUAGAGUAUAACGACAGAUUAUUGGGAUGGAGAAUGACAUUCUCGUCUCUCUUGAAGAUUUAGGGUACCUGGGCCCUCUGUUGGAGGAAGGGGCUCUGGAUUCUGCUGUGAGCAGAGGAGCCGCUUCACCUGAGUUCACUAAGCUCUGUGCCUGGAUCAUCUCAGAGCUUAGACUGUACUGCAAGCUGGAGGAAAAUGUCCAUGCCACCAACUGUCCGAGCGAGGCAGAGAGCUUUCAGCUGGAGAUGAGCGGUCUGCUGUCAGAGCUCGCCUGUCCUUAUUCUAUCCUCACCAGUGGAAGCAUCACCCAGAGGCUUCUCAACAGGACCGACUGUCUGCUUCUCCUCACCUUUCUGGUGUCUGAAUUGGAGGCAUCAAGGAUGAUUCUGGUUAAUAAGCCUGAGAAGAAAGCCCAGGAGUCAGGCAGCCCUCUGUUUCAGGAACUGAAGGGCAUCUGCAUGGCGCUGGGCAUGUCCAAGCCUCCAGCCAACAUCACCAUGUUCCAGUUCUUCAGUGGAAUUGAGAAGAAGCUGAAAGAAGCCAUUAGUAGAGCCCCACCAAAUCACGUGGGAGAGCCUUUGAUGAAGAAGGCCCUUGGACCUGUGCAUAUGGAGAAAAUUGAAGCUAUAAACCAAGCACUUAUAAAUGAGUAUGACGUGAGAAGAAAAAUGUUGUUGAAACGUCUCGAUGUGACAGUGCAGUCUUUUGGUUGGUCUGACCGAGCAAAGACGCAUUCUGAAAAGUUGGCCAAAGUUUAUCAGCCCCUUCGUUCUGCCCUCUGCACCAAAAGUAAAAUCUCUGUGGCCCACCUUCUUGCUGCUCGACAAGAUUUCUCCAAGAUCCUACGGACAAGCAGUGGCAAGAUAAGAGAGAAGUCUGCUUGUGCCAUUAAUAAGGUCCUAAUGGGCAGAGUACCAGACAGGGGAGGCCGACCCUGUGAGAUUGAGCCGCCUCCUCCGGAGAUGCCCUCCUGGCAGAAACGUCAGGAUGCUCCCCAAGGCGGAGGACACUAUGGUGGGAGUGGGCACGGAGGUGGCAGGGGGGGCUACGAUCACUACUCCCAAGGUGGCCGAGGAGGAUAUGAGAGAGGAGGCGGAGGCGGACAUGGAGACAGAGGAGGUAGAGGAGGAGGCAGCAGGGGGGGGAAGGUGCAGGGAGGCUGGGGAGACGGAGGUGGAGGAGGAAGAGGUGGUUACAACCAAGGCUACUACCAAGAUGCAGGAGGCCAUCAGGGGGGAGGAGGGAGAGGCGGUUACGGAGGAGGAGGGAACAACCAAGGAGGCUUCCAGGACCCUGGUUACCACGGUGGGGGAGGAGGCGGUUACCAUGACAAUUACCACCAAGAUGGAGGCUGGCAGCAGGAGAGACCCGCGGGUCGAGGGGGUCGAGGGGGCAGGGGAAGAGGAGGCCGAGGAGGAGGGGGACAAGGUGGAGGCUGGGGAGGGAGAGGGGGCCAGAAUUUUAACCAAGGAGGACAGUUUGAACAGUUCUUCCAACAUGGCGGGCAGCACUACAACCAAGCUGGCUUUAAUCAAGGCAGACACUACACUAGUUGAAGACACAGUGUGGGGCAUCGCAGCAGAGUCCACUCAGAUCGACUGAAUCAAGCUGAACAGAUUUUAAAUGCCUUAUGAAUUUUCAGCACGGUUAAACGUGGAGUAAAAUGUUAAAUGAGGACGUGGACAUGCAAACGGAUACUAAAAACACUCACUGCAGGCUGUUAUGGAAUUCUUGCUUUAAUAUCAAGGGCACUUCUAAUGCAGCCAUUUGCUUUUUCAUAGUAGUGUUAAUGUUUUCUCUGCCUCCUUAAUACAAGUGUUCAAGCCAACAGCUCUGUUAUAAAGGGUUAGUCAAUUAGUUGGACUCUGCUGUGUUGACCUCAUUUUGACACUUGAUUAGCCUUGGACUUUUCUUUUUUUUCUUCUUUUUUUUUUUUGUUUGUUUUUGGAGAUAGGAAAGGUCCUAAGAUUUCAGUGUUGCACCAACUAUAAGUGCAUCUCCUUAUUAUAUGGAGGAUUCUUGAAAUCCUUAAUAGUUUCAUUGAAUUUGGUGAUUACUUGACAAUGGCUUCAUCUCUCCAGUCUACAUUUUCUUUCAGUGGAUUUGACUGGAAUCUCCUUUGUUAUCUAUUUAAAAGAUGUCAUCUUGCACUGCUCAUGGAAGAUUGUGUGCAUAUAAUCACGGAUGUUGGAAGUUUGCAUGGAUGUGUGAAUGAGCAAUAAAGUCUUAAAUGAGCACAU